Olea europaea var. sylvestris is the source of this 506-nucleotide messenger RNA. Its product is annotated as protein mago nashi homolog 2-like. NCBI's taxonomy places the organism in Eukaryota, Viridiplantae, Streptophyta, Magnoliopsida, Lamiales, Oleaceae. The record is from RefSeq and is a predicted model, not a curated record. The coding region runs from base 85 to 486 and encodes 133 amino acids. Gene Ontology annotation, cellular component: exon-exon junction complex; nucleus. The transcript is spliced from 2 exons. Gene Ontology annotation, biological process: RNA splicing.
AAGGUCUGCUCUUUUCUCUCUCAACGGCAGCCCAAAACCACACAAAGAAGUGCAGAAAAAACGAAAACCCUUCGAAGCUCAAGAAUGGCCGACGGCGAAGAAAACGACGAGUUCUACCUCCGGUACUACGUCGGUCACAAGGGAAAAUUCGGGCACGAAUUCUUGGAGUUCGAGGUCCGACCCGAUGGCAAGCUUCGUUAUGCUAACAACUCUAAUUACAAGAACGACACCAUGAUCCGCAAGGAGGUCUUUGUAACCCCCUCCGUUCUCAAGGAGUGCCGCCGCAUUGUCUCCGAAUCUGAGAUACUGAAGGAGGAUGAUAACAAUUGGCCGGAACCUGACCGCGUGGGGAGGCAGGAGUUGGAGAUUGUAAUGGGAAACGAACACAUCUCGUUUACCACCUCCAAGAUUGGCUCUCUCAUGGAUGUCCAGACCAGCAAAGAUCCUGAGGGUCUACGUAUAUUUUAUUACCUGGUUCAGGUAUGAUUACUCGCAAUUUUUUCCUC